CUUUGUUUGUGUUUCUGUUUAUGGUAUAAGCUUAACACCUAGCACCUUCUGUACGUAAACAUGUGAGAAAGAAUUGCUUCAAUAAAUAAAACUAAACAGAAUUGUGUUACUGCUAAGCCCAGUUGUAGUUUUGAAUGUAAAAUCAAGUCUUAUUGCGCGAUAUUAGAAAACGCAGUUGCCUUCUUUCAAUAUUGACUAUGAAUCUAUGAUAACGCAUGUUAAAUCGGUAGAGUUUGGUUUUAAUUGUAAAACAACUCUUUUGGCAUUUUUUACCAAACUGAUGUUGCUACAAUCUACUUUUUUCUAAAUGUUGUUUAAAAAUAAAUUACAGCGCCUCUUUUUUCUCUGUUUUAAUAAAACGAUUUACGCAGUUGUGCAGUCCAGCAAGAUCAAAACUAUUGUUUAUUAACAUAUACAUCUCAAUACAUAUAACCAAGUAAACCAACAGAGAACUGUUACUACAAUUUCACCACAGUACUGAGUAGCUUGAUGUCAGCAGCAGUUUAAGUUUAUAUUAAUAAAUAUCUGCUUUAUUGUAUCCAAAACUGAAGGUAUGCCUUUUGUUGUAAGGCAUCUUCACUUUAACCAGGACAAAAGUUGCUUCACAUGUUCUAUGGAUGAUGGGUUUCGUGUCUACAAUGUUGAACCUUUAGCGGAGAAAUGUCGUAUAGAUGCAGACAAAGUUGGGAGCUGCUCCCAAGCUGUUAUGUUUUACAGGAGCAACUUGGUUGCUGUUGUGGGGGGUGGAUUGCGACCAAAGUUCCCACAGAAUGUUGUUCGAAUCUGGGACGACAAGUUUAAAAAGUUUGUGAUCGAAUAUUGCUUCAACAGCAAUGUCCUUAAUGUUCAUCUCUUCAGAGACAAACUGAUUGUUGCACUAUCACGCAUGGUGUAUGUUUUCAGUUUUCCAAAUAAAUCUGAAAAACUUGCUGAGAUCGAAACGCGACCUAAUCCUUUAGGACUCUGCCAGGUUAGCCCUGCAUCUGACAAGCAACUGAUGGCAAUUCCAGGCCAUAAGGUUGGAGGGUUACAGCUCAUUGAUGUAACUACUGUGGAUAAGACAGGGUCCAGUUGCCCUAUAACUAUCAAUGCUCAUCAAACAGAUGUGGCAUGUAUCGCAUUGAACCACCAAGGUACUAUAGUGGCCACUGCAUCUGAAAAAGGGACUUUAAUCAGAUUAUUUGACACAAUGUCUCGGCAGAAGUUAGUUGAACUAAGGCGUGGUUCAGACCAGGCAGUCCUGCACUGCAUAAACUUCAGCAAAGAUUCCUCAUAUCUUUGUGCCUCAAGUGACAAGGGUACCGUCCACAUAUUUGCGUUAAAAGACACCGCCUUGAACCGAAGGUCCGCUUUUGCUAAAGCAGGGAAAGUAGGGCCUUUCCAGCAAUACACAAACUCCCAGUGGAGCUUCAGUAACUUUACAGUGCCUGCUGAAUGUGCGUGUAUGUGUGCAUUUGGGCGUGGUAACUCAGUCAUUGCAAUUUGCAUUGAUGGAACAUACCAUAAAUAUGUUUUUACUGCCGACGGCACAUGCUCAAGACAAGCAUAUGAUGUCUAUUUAGAAAUAGGUGAUGAAGUUGACUUUUAAAUUGUAAAUUAUUUUGGCGAAUACAUUCAAAUACCCGUCAAUACAAACACCUGUAAUCAAGUAUUUCCAUUUAAAGAGUAACUGUAAAUUGAAACCUGCUGUGAUGUAUUUGUAAAAUAUGGAACAAAUGUGCAAUAACAAUUCUUACUUUUUGCCAUUACUUCUAUAGCCUCAGUAGUAGUAUACUUGCUGCAAAUUAAAGGAAUUGUUUUAAAUAUUACUCAACUUUUUUUCGCUGACACAUGCUUACAACUGCAGUGUGUCAUCAUGUAUUGUAUGUACAUGUGUAGCAUUCUAUCUUUGCUUUUCUUUGAUACUGUAGUAUUACUGUUCGCAUUUCUGUUGUUAUUUGCUGGUGCUGACACGGAAAAAGAAAUAAAUCUGCAGUGUUAUUAAGGUUUUCUAUGGUAUUUUUACCUAUAGGCAUCAGUGCUAUAAGUGCUGUAACUUACAUAAUAUAUAUACUUUAACAGUUGUCUACCAUUACCAAUAUUUUACUUACAGUUAUAUAAUAGUAAUUAUCAAAAUCAACAUAUUUGUAAUAUUGUUUAAGAAAUGCAAAGCAGACAUCAGUACAGCACCCUUGUUUAAGAAUUAAAAAAAAAUGUCUGUAUUUCUUUUUGGUUUAAAUACCAAAACCAUCUUUACUGAUGUGAGAAGUUAUUUUAACUAGUAUAUACUAUUCCCAAAGUUGAUUCCUAUGUUCCUUAUGCAUGUUUAUAUUUGUGUAAAA
Ciona intestinalis (vase tunicate) is the source of this 2321-nucleotide messenger RNA. Its product is annotated as WD repeat domain phosphoinositide-interacting protein 4. Lineage: Eukaryota; Metazoa; Chordata; Ascidiacea; Phlebobranchia; Cionidae. Gene Ontology annotation, molecular function: protein binding. The record is from RefSeq and is a predicted model, not a curated record.